Ochotona princeps (American pika) is the source of this 858-nucleotide messenger RNA. RefSeq names its product vitelline membrane outer layer 1 homolog (gene VMO1). The record is from RefSeq and is a predicted model, not a curated record. The transcript is spliced from 3 exons. Lineage: Eukaryota; Metazoa; Chordata; Mammalia; Lagomorpha; Ochotonidae. Bases 247 to 852 code for a protein of 201 amino acids.
GUCUUGUGAGGGUUAAAGAAAACACAGCUGCAGGAAAGUGCUACCCCUAAUCCACAGGCUCCAGGAAGCUCUCAGGUCCUCCUUCCCUGGCUUUGGGAACCUCAAGCCUGCAGGGUUCAUCAAGCAUUAGUUUCAGAUGUUAUUUAAUUCCUACAGUUUCUUCCGUAACCAGAGCCCCAGUGGGGACAAAGGAGUUGGUGUAAACUUGCCUAGUCAGCCCAGCUCACAGAGGUCACUUGCUGUGCGAUGGAGCAGGGCACUGGGUGUAGGCUGCUGCUGCUGCUGCUGCUGUGGGGGGCAGGCUGCAGGCCUUCCUGCUCACGCCAGCUGAGCGACUACACCACGGUCAUCCAAGUGACCAACGGGGGCCCCUGGGGCGACUGGGCCUGGCCUGACAUGUGUCCCGAAGGAUACUUCACCAACGGGUUCUCGCUCAAGGUGGAGCCCUCCCAAGGUGUCCCAGGGGACGACACAGCACUGAACGGAGUCCGGUUGCAUUGCACGCGGGGGAAUGCUGAACUCAACACGCAUGUGGUGGAGUCCCAGUCUGGCAGGUGGGGCGCCUGGAGCGAGCCACUGUGGUGUCCUGGCGGCAGUUUCCUGGUGGCUUUCUCACUUCGCGUGGAGAAGUCCAUGACUCUUGGGGACAACACGGCGGCCAACAACGUGCGCUUCCGCUGCUCAGACGGCACGGAGCUGGAGGGCCCUGGACACAGCUGGGGCGUCUUUGGAGACUGGAGCGACCCCUGCCCCAAAGGCGUGUGCGGCCUGCAGACCAAGGUGGAGCGGCCCCGGGGCCUGCGCGACGACACUGGGCUGAACGACCUGCGCCUCUUCUGCUGCCGGAACUGAUUCCAG